GCGGAUAUAGUGAAUGCAGGGUCUGGGGAGACCAGGUAUAGUGAAUGCAGGGUCUGGGGAGACCAGGUAUAGUGAAUGCAGGGUCUGGGGAGACCAGAUAUAGUGAAUGAAGGGUCAGGGGAGACCAGAUAUAGUGAAUGCAGGGUCCUGGGAGACCAGAUAUAGUGAAUGCAGGGUCUGGGGAGACCAGGUAUAGUGAAUGCAGGGUCCGGGGAGACCAGAUAUAGUAAAUGCAGGGUCCGGGGAGACCAGAUAUAAUGAAUGCAGGGGUCGAGGGAGAGCAGAUAUAGUGAAUGCAGGGUCCGGGGAGACCAGAUAUAGUGAAUGCAGGGUCCGGGUA
Messenger RNA from Staurois parvus, 340 nucleotides. The record is from the annotation of a GenBank genome assembly. NCBI's taxonomy places the organism in Eukaryota, Metazoa, Chordata, Amphibia, Anura, Ranidae.